AUGAAUUUUGCAGAGAAUUUACAUGAACUUUGGGCAAUGAGGAAAAUUGAUUUAGGAUGGAGUUAUGGAGAAGUUCGUAGCGAACAAAACCGACUGCAUCAUUGUCUUACAUCCUUCGAUCAUUUACCUGAUGCCGAACGUGCUUAUAAUAUUAAUUUGGCCCUUGAAACAUUAAAAACUAUCGAGGCUCUUGGUUGGCAUAUGAUGCUUGAUAAACCCCCAACACGCCUUCGUCCACUUAGACUUCCCCAAAGUUAUGUUCAGUCAAAUGGAUACAAGCCUCAACCUCUGGAUACUCAUGAAAUUGAAUUACCUGAAGGAAUGCAACCUUUAAUUGAAGCUUUAGCUAGAAAUACACACAAUGUAUGGGCAAAGGAGAAAAUUAAAAGAGGAUGGACUUUUGGAAUUAGUGAUUACGUGGAUGCAGUCCAAAAACGAACUCCACACUUGGUUCCCUAUGAACAAGUUGAUGAACGCAUAAAAGAAGCAAAUAGAGAAGCUGCUGCUGAAAAUAUUCGAACUCUUCAACUUUAUGGAAUUUAUUUAGAAACACCAAUAACCGAAAGAGAUUUGGAGGCAGAAAAGGAAUUGCAGGCACUUGAUGCUUUGACUAGAACUUUUAGAGCAGAGGCUACUUAUAAAGUGAUUAAUGGAAAGUGGUAUUAUGAAUUUGAGGUCCUAACAGAAGGAUUUAUGAAAGUUGGCUGGAUGGACGUCUCAUCCCAACCAGAGAGCAAACUUGGUGUUGAUACUUUAAGUUAUGGCUUUGACGGACAUUUGGUGAAAAAAUGGCAUCAAGGUGCUGAACAUUAUGGGAGGGCCUGGAAAAUUGGUGAUGUUGUCGGCUGUUUUUUAGACCUGAAUGAUCGGACUAUUUCCUUCUCUUUGAAUGGCGAACUUCUUUUAGACCCCUCAGGGAGUGAAAUGGCGUUUGAUAAUGUACAACCUACUGAUGGUUUCGUUCCUGCAAUGACUUUAGCAGCAGGUCAAAAAGGAAAAUUUAACUUUGGCCAGGAUUCCAAUUCUCUUAAAUUCUUCACCACUUGUGGGCUCCAGGAAGGAUAUGAGCCUUUUUGUGUAAAUAUGUUCCGCCCCAUGCCUUUUUGGUAUGCGAAGAGAUUGCCUCGUUUCACAGAAUUAGAUAGCCAUACUCGUUUGGAUGUUCAACGAGUACCAGCAACUACAACAUCUCCUCCUUGUUUGAAAAUAUCACAAAAAGCAGCAAUUAGCGGAGGGGGGAGUGGAGACACUGCUGUAGUUACAGGAAGUACUGCAGCUGGAGUAGGUGGACAAGAAACUGGUGUAGGUAUAGGCCUGCCUAAUGAACGGUCUACUUCAAGAAUGGAAUUUUUACGUUUAUCAUUGCCUGUUAAAUGUAACCGUACUUUUAAUAAGAAUAGCCGAAGCAAAGAAGAAUUACAUGCCAAAAUGGAAGAUUAUCAACAAAAAAGGAACACUUCACUUAGUUCUUUAAUUAAAUUAGGUCAGACAGCUGCUAUCAAUGGAGAACAAUUGACAAUACAAAGCGAGGCUAAUAAGGCAUUUAUUGAUAAACUUUUUCCGAAAAAUCUAAUUUUAUUAAAUAAAUUUACAAUAAUUUUAAAGGCUCGUGGAAAGAAAGGCCUCCUUUCUGUUUUCCGCCAAGGCAGUCAAGAACCAUUAGACCCUGAUCGACGUUCACAACGUACUUACAAAACAUCCUCUUUUGACUCUUCUCCAGAACAUCCAAUAAUGGAUGGGGCUGCUGCUAUGCUUGUUAAAUCAAGUUUAAUGGAAUUAAGUCCUGAAGAAAGAAAAGCAACAAAGAAAAGUUCUGGGGGAAUUUUGGGAAGAAUCCGCCAAAAACAGCAGCAAAAAGAUGAAGUUAAAAGGCAUCAGAGAACAACAGAUGACACUUAUGGUCUGAAAGGACUUGAUACAAUUUCUGCCAGUGGGAUAAGUCGAGCUGAUGCUGCUGAAAUUACAGGAGAAAUGCCCUCCUCUGGGCCUGGUCGUCAACCUACGAUUGUUGCCAGAAGGACUUCUCCUUUAAAGAAACGUUUUGGAGUAGGUAAAAGACAUCAACCUAUGCCAGCUAUGUCAUCGACUGUUAUACCACUCAUUGAAAUGAGAGAACCUUCUUUAGUUGAUGGAACUCAACGAUUUUCACUUGUUGCUCCAGCUGAGGAAGUUGGGCCAGUAUUAGAUGAUGUACUUUCUAUGCAGGAAAUGGGCGAUCAGAUUGAUGAAUAUUACUUUGGCGUACGCAUCUUUCCCGGUCAGGAUCUUUCGAACGUCUGGGUUGGAUGGGUUCGUCCACAAUUCCAUGCUUAUGAUAAGCAAUUUAAUGCUGAAAAUUCUGUUCGUAGAAGUCGUUAUACUGAACUUGACCAUCAAGGUGAUACAGCAGGAAGUAUUGAAUAUCGCAAUUGCUAUAUGUUGAAUGCGGCAGAAUUACUUUCCACUGUUGCUGACCCAAGCAACACAAAAGUAUCAGGAUUACUAAUUGGCUGUUUAAUUGAUACAUCAAUUGGAGAAUUAGCUUUUUAUGCUCAAGGUCAAGAUACUGGAAUGCGUUUUAAACUUGAACCGGAAGCUCUACUUUUUCCUUCUGUCUUUGUUCAACCAACAAGCCAAGAAAUUCUUCAAUUUGAAUUGGGACGAAUUAAAUUUACUUAUCCUCUUUCAUCUGCAGUUUUUAAAUCUUCAGCUAAAGCGCUUAUUCCUUAUUGCCCUCCUCGACUCUGUGUAGAAAAUCUUCGUUCAGUUCAUUGGGCAAGAGUUCCCAGCAAAACUCUUAGAGCGAGUGCAAUAAAACUUUCAGAUUCAAUUGGCUGGUCGGUGCUUUGUGACGAGCCAGUUCGCGCUCUCAUGGUCUACAUUCCUGAACGUGACGAAAGCAUUGAUAUUCUCGAAUUAAUUGAGAAGCCCGAUUUACUUGCUUUUCAUGAACGUACAUUGUGUCUUUAUUGUAAAUUAGCAGCACAUGGAAAUCAAAGGGUUGCUCACCAACUUUGUUCUCAUGUUGACGAAAAACAAUUAAUAUUUGCUGUACGCAAUCCAAACCUGUCUGGACCAAUGCGGCAAGGAUUAAUUAACUUCCUCAUUGCAGUACAUCUGAAAACUCAUGCAGAUGCCCGACUUUCAAUGGCUAAAGAAUUUAUAAUUCCUCUUGUUGAGGAUGGAUUAAAUGACAAACACGUUUUUGAUGCAAAAUCUGAGGGACGUUAUCCACAAAUACUAGGAUCUGUUGUUGGAAUCUUGCCAACAAUGAAGGCUGAUCCUGUUUUGCAACCAAAAAUGCCUGUAUCUGCUCCUUUAGUUUUAUCCCCUGUGCCAACAGUACGAGAUUCUUGUUCUACUGCCGCAGAUAGUAGUAGCAGUAAUCGUCUUUUACCUCCUCAAUUGAAUUUUCUUCGUCUUAAAGAGCAUGUAAUGAAUGCUUUUCGAAUGGCUACUCGAAAUGCUGUCCUUAGUUGUCGAGAUUUUAUGGGUGGAGGAAAUUUGGAACAUUUUGAACCAAUUCUUAAAUUGCUUGAUUCUCUUCUAAUAAUUGGUUUAAUAACAGACGAAGAACUUGUCGAAAUACUUCAAUUAAUUCAUCCAGCAUCAUUUGGUAGCAACAAGAUUCAUAAUGAUACAUUUACUCCUGUUGCUAAAGGAUUGGCAGAUAUUGAAUUGGCUGAAGGUGUUAAACUUCAACUUGUUAGCAUUCUCGAACAUUUAUGUGAUAUACAAGUACGUCAUAGAAUAGAAUCUCUUGCAGCAUUUAGUGAUGGCUUUGUUGCAGAGUUACAACAAGACCAGUGUCGCCGGUAUUUGGAGAUUAAACAGACAGAAAUGCCGCCAGCUGAAGCGGCAAAACGAACAAAAGAAUUUAGAUGUCCACCAAAGGAGCAGAUGUAUCGACUACUCAAUUGUAAAGUAAAGGAAGAUGGGGCUAUGCGAUAUAUUGAUGAUGAGGCCGAUGAAGAUCAAUGCCCAACAUCGGAGAAUUUACAGGAUCAAUUAAGAGAAUUUUGUCAAUCAUUAGUUUUUAAAGUUAGCCAUAAAAGAGUUUCAAUUUCUGAAAGAGAGGGAAGUAAAGCUAAGGAAGAAGGACAAAUUGAAGAGGAGGAAGAAGAGCUUUCAUGGGUUGAUAAAUUAGCUCAAUUACUUAUUUCAGUACCUCCCAUCGAUAGACAAAAUUCUAAUAAAGAUGAACAUCAAGGGACUGAGAAAUUUAGACAAUUAAUUGUUUUAACAUUGAGACGUUGGGCUAAUGAAUCAGAAAUUGAAUCUAAUGAACUUAUUAGAGCAAUAUUUGCUCUUUUAUUAAGGCAAUAUUCUGGAGUUGUCGAAAUGAUGGAUUCUAUUGGACAGACCUAUGUUUUACAUGAAAGAAAUCUUGAUGAUGUAAAGAUAUUUAUUGAAUAUUUAAUGCAAAUAAGAGAAUUACUUAAUGUCCAAUUAGAAAGUACUGAAGAAGGAAUACUUAAGAGAGGUUUAUGGCAAUUAAUGAACAAUAGAAUUUUCUUUCAACAUCCUGAUUUAAUGCGUCUUCUUAGAGUACAUGAAGAUGUUAUGACUAUAAUGAUGAAUGUAUUAACUAGACAACAGUCAGCCGUUGAAGCUGCUGAAAGUGGUGGUGGGGAUUUACCCGGACAAACUAAUGCAUCUGAAAUGGUUGUAGCUUGUUCUCGUUUUCUUUGCUACUUUUGCCGUACUUCUCGUCUAAACCAAAAAGCAAUGUUUGAACAUCUUUCUUUCUUAUUAGACAAUGCUACAAUGCUUUUGGCACGUCCCAGUUUACGUGGUUCUGUUCCUUUAGAUGUUGCCUAUUCUUCUUUCAUGGAUAAUAAUGAACUGGCACUUGCCUUGAAGGAAGAAGAAUUGGAUAAGGUUGCCGUUUAUUUAAUGCGUUGUGGACUUCAACCAAACUCUGAGCUUUUAGCUCGGGAUUAUCCAGACAUUGGAUGGGAUCCAGUAGAGGGUGAAAGAUAUUUAGACUUUCUUCGUUUCUGUGUUUGGAUUAAUGGAGAAAAUGUUGAAGAGAAUGCUAAUCUUGUUAUUAGACUUCUCAUUCGUAGACCAGAAUGUUUAGGUGUGGCAUUGAAAGGAGAGGGGCAAGGAUUGUUUGCUGCAUUUAAGGAAGCAAUUUCUUUAUCAGAAGAUGUACGCCACUUGGAAGAAGGGGAAGACCCUCUCCUUCUUAAUUCUCAAAUUCUUCGUGAUCAUGGAAAAUAUCCAUCUAAAGAAAUUGAAGGCGAAGACUAUAUGGAUCUUGGGGCAUCCAUUCUCGAUUUUUAUUCCUCUCUUGUUGAUUUGUUGGCAAAAUGUGCCCCGGACCCUUUGACAAUCCAAGCAGGAAAAGGUGACAGUGUUCGAGCUAGAGCAAUACUUCGUUCAUUGAUAUCACUGGAUGAUUUGCGACACAUUCUUGCAUUGCGAUUUACUAUACCCAAUCUUGUGGCUAGCGGAGGAGGUAUUGGAAAUGGUGGCACUGCUGCUGCUCAUGAUGUAAAUGGUAUUCUCAAGAACAACAACCAGAAUCAAUUUAAAAAUAAUUCUAACUACAUAAAUAAUAAUCAAGAAUAUUCAAAAACUUCGAAGCCCCCCUUUUCUAAAUUCUCUUCUUCCAAUUCAAUGGAAUCUAAAAUGCAUGGGCUUGUAGAUACUACAAAUACAUUUGCUAACAUUGCUGCAACGCUGAGUGCUCGUGUCCGUCAACAGUCUAUUUCUGUUAAUUACAGAGCUUCAACCUUGCUUAAAGCACUUAACACACCAGCUUCAAAGGCUGCGUUAUUUCAUCAAUUAACAACACAAAAUAACAUGCCUAACAAUAAUAAACAACCCCAAUCGAAUUAUCAAACAGCAAAUAAUAGUAUUGCUAGUACUAGAUCAAACUCACCAUUAAAAGAGGUUUCAGAAGACAGCAGCAUAUCUGGAGAUAACAUAGAAACUUCUACAACACCAAUUCCGCCGCCCUUAUACAACGAAGGAUUGUUUUGCCGACGCAGGGGGGUUUCUUUGCCUAAACGGAGUGCUUGCAGUGAUUUACGUGCAGCCACAAUGAUGGAUUCACCUCGAGCCUUAGAAUCUGAUACAGCACUAGCUUUGAAUCGUUAUCUUUGCAAUGCUGUUCUGCCUCUUUUAUCAAACCAUUCACAUUUCUUCGCAGAUGCCGAACAUCAUGCACCUUUAUUGGAUGCAACACUUCAUACUGUCUAUAGAAUGAAUCGCCUUCGAUCUUUAACUAAAAAUCAGAGAGAUGCUGUUAGUGAUUUCCUAGUGGCGUUAAGUCGAGAAUUACCUCCCACAAUGAUGGUUAAAUUGUUGAGAAAAGUUAUUGCCGAUAUUCAACAAAUGUCGGAUAAUGUACUUGUCCCUUUGAGGAUAAUUACUUUGCAUUAUGAACGUUGUAAUAAAUAUUAUGGGAGUGGAAAUUCUUUGGGUGCUGCAUCUGAAACAGAGAAACGAUUAUCAAUGCUUCUAUUUUAUGCUAUAUUUGAUUCCCUCUCCUCUAAACCUUAUGAUCCUGAAUUAUUUGGAAAAGCAUUGCCCUGUUUGACAGCUAUCGGUUCUUCAAUUUCACCUGAUUAUGCUCUCACUUCUGAACGAGCUGAACUUACUACUUCCCAAGACUACGAAGGUGUUUGGGUUCCCCAACAAUUAGAUUACUCAAAAGUUACAUUAAAUAAUGAAUUAAAUGCAAUGGUACAGAAAUUUGCUGAGCAUUUUCACGAUUCCUGGGCUGCACGCAAAUUAGACAAAGGAUGGACACAUGGAUUAUUAUAUUCAAGGCGAACAACUAAUCAUCCUCGACUUGUUCCAUUUCAUCGUUUACAGGAUUAUGAAAAAGAAUUUUAUAAAGAACGUUGUGCAGAAUGUAUUAGAGCACUUGUUGUUUGGGGAUAUCAAUUUGAAUUAGUUGAUCAUGAUGCUAAUGAACGUGCCAAUCAGAGUAGAGUACUUUCUGGGCGAAAUGAACGUGAUUUCAAUCCCCGUCCAGUUGAUCUCUCUAAUAUGAACUUGGAUAAAGAAAUUCUUCAAGUCGCUGAACAAUUGGCAGAGAAUUCCCAUAAUCUUUGGGCAAGAAAAGUCUUUGAUGAUUUAGCAGACAAUAGUGCCCAAUACCCUUCAAUGCCUCUUGCUCUUGUUCCAUGGGAAUUGUUGACAGAUUUUGAAAGACGCAAAGACCGCUUCAGAGCCCAAGAAGUCCUUAAAUUCUUUCAAUUUCAUGGAUAUCGAAUUUUUAGGUAA
Meloidogyne enterolobii is the source of this 7221-nucleotide messenger RNA. The record is from the annotation of a GenBank genome assembly. Lineage: Eukaryota; Metazoa; Nematoda; Chromadorea; Rhabditida; Meloidogynidae.